AUGGGUUGUGAAUUUAGUGGUCACCACUUGAACAAUCAGCAUAAUAGCAAAGGUAAUCUUGGCUCAACUCGACCCAAAUCACCACGGGGCAAUUCCACUUCAUCCUACUGUAAUUCCUCAUCGUCAGUGUCAAAAAUUGUCGGCGGAAGUAUUUCCUCUGUGGCUUCGCAUUCUUCCACAGAGCGCCGAGGGAGUCUCCUCCUCUCAUCCAGACGGUCCCUCACACGACAGAGAACAACAGAACAAGUGGAACACGCAGCGGUUGUCAAGCGUCAGCCACUAAAUGAAUACUUCUCCGAGUUUGAGAAAGACGUUCUCAUUUCAACUUGGGAGGCUCUUCUACUCUAUACCCAUGAACACGGAGCAUUCAUUUUUCGAUUAGCUGCCGAGAUGUGCCCUGAAUUGAAAGCAGCCUACAACGUUGAAUUCAACGAUGAUGAUGAAUUGGUGGUUAGUUCCUGCGCAUUGCAAUACAGUCAAACCUACAUAACCUUGAUUGACGAAGCAAUUAGAUCACUUGAAGAUCCCCAAGAAGGCUUCUACGACUCCGUUCUCAUUGCUGGAGCUAGUCAUGCCACUAUUCCACAAAUGAAACCCGAAUUUUUUAAGGUCCUCAAACGAGCAACUCUAACAACGUGGGAGGGUCUGUUGGGAGAGGAAUUUACAGAAGAUGUUGCAAAUUCUUGGCAAACUCUACUUGACUAUGUUGUGGCCGUGAUGGUUGAAGGCAAUCGUGUUUACCUGGAAGAAGAACGACGGUGUAAUCUCGUAGCAACUCCCGAAGUUGAUGAAGUGGAGGAUCGCUUGAGUCUACGGGCAGAUGUUCAACUUGGUGAUUAG
Molecule: messenger RNA, 840 nt
Organism: Rodentolepis nana
Lineage: Eukaryota; Metazoa; Platyhelminthes; Cestoda; Cyclophyllidea; Hymenolepididae
Source: the annotation of a GenBank genome assembly